AAUCCUGCAAAAUAAUGUUCUCCCUUUUCUCAUCUGGGGCGGUGAAUCCCCAGAAAGGGAUUUUAAACCAUCAGGGUGUGAACUUUGAGGUAAAAUUACAGCUGAGCAAGUUUAUAAAUACAUAAAGUGCACAAAUAAAUGUUGAUUUGGUUAUCCGGAGGAAUCUCAGUUGCAGCAGGUCCUCACACCCGAAAGAGCAGAUCUGUAGAUCAAAUGCAACGCAGGCAUAGUUUUAUGGUGAAGAGUCUAAUGGUUGCUGUUUGAAGUAUGGCCACUUAGAUAUCCUGCCUAGGACGGGGCCCUAUUGUCGCACCUUUGUCCUGAUAAGGGGCCCCGCCCCCAUUGACCAAGUGCGAACGGCGGGGAGGGCCGCGACAAUAUAAGAGGCUGCGGGAGUGUCAGAGCAACGCUGUCUAUCUCUGGUGACUCGUGCUCCUGUGCUGCUGUCGUCCAUCACUCGGAACUCAUGGAUUUCCUGCGCGCUUGUGUCCUCUGCUCGGCUCUCCUCGGCCUCGCCAAGGCCUUUAUGCACCAGGAUAUGAAGGACGCGCUGCUGCACAAACUCGGGCUGGAUGAAGUUCCAAAGAUCCAUAAGAGGGAUCUGGAGAAUCUGGUGGUGCCGGCGCAUAUCAGAAACAAGUACACGUCCAUGCUGAAGAUGCACCACAGCAGGAGACGCAGAUCUCUGCCCAGCCUGGCGGGCAUCCUCAGGGGAAUCCCCGGUAAUGCAGAUAUUUUCGGGGAGUAUGUGUAUUCUGACACCACUCGGCAACGCAUGGUGUUCGACAUGGAGGCGAGGAUCCCGGAUAACAGCGAGGUGACCAUGGCGGAGCUCAAGCUCUACCAGCGGGCUUCCUACCACAAGCGCUUCGCGGUGGAGAGGAAGAACCACCGGGCUGUCAACAACGCUCGGGUCAGCCUCUACUGGGUGGAGGUGCUGCCCAACGGAUCCAACCGGACAUCACUGGUAGAUUCACGGUUGAUCCCCAUUCACGAGACCGGCUGGAAGAGCUUUGAUGUGACUCAGGCGGUGCACUAUUGGUCCAAGACCCAGCAGAAGACACCUAUGCACAUGGAGGUGUGGAUCGAGGGCGAGAGACCCGGCAGCUACGCGGCAGAGUUGGCCAAGAGUGUCCGCUUUACCACCCAGGAGCAGACGGACAACACCUUGGGGAGGCCCGAGCUCAUCCUCUACACACUGAACCUCGAAGAAUACGGUUCCCACGGCGACUGCGACGUCAACCACAACAAAGGCACCUGCUGCAGGGAACAGUACUUCAUCGACUUCCGCUCGCUCACCUGGACCCAGUAUUGGAUCAUCGAGCCGGCGGGGUACCAGGCCUUCAGCUGCGCCGGAGGCUGCAAGCAGCCCAGGCGUAACUACGGCUACGGGGAGCGGCGGUGCACGGUGGCGGAGAGCGCCCCCUUGCCCAUCAUGUACCUGGUGAAGAAGGGCGACUACACGGAGAUAGAGGUGGCCGAGUUCCCCAACAUGAUCGUGGAGAGGUGCGCGUGCACCAUGGACAACGUCUCCAUCGUAUGAAGCCGCCGUGUGGACAGAAGUAUUAUAGGAAUAUCUUUGUGUCUUUUCAUCGGGGUGUUGAUAUAUUUAAGGCUUUGAAACAACACAUCUAGUACUUUCUAUUUAAAUGGACAUUUAUCUGGAGUUCCUCACGCGACACCAAACUCCGUCUCCUUCCACAAGCACUUUCACAUAUUUGUUUAUAUUUUUUUGGUUUUGGUUUCUUCACAUUUGCACGAGUCGCGUCGAAUCUCGCGGGGCGAUCGUUCAAAUUCUGUCACAUUUGUUUUCAAGCUGUACAUAAUAGUGAUGAGUUUAUGUUUUGAAAAUAAAAUAUCUAGAUUCA
Pseudoliparis swirei is the source of this 1868-nucleotide messenger RNA. RefSeq names its product lefty1 (gene lft1). The record is from RefSeq and is a predicted model, not a curated record. Gene Ontology annotation, molecular function: cytokine activity; transforming growth factor beta receptor binding; growth factor activity. The coding region runs from base 467 to 1543 and encodes 358 amino acids. The transcript is spliced from 4 exons. Gene Ontology annotation, biological process: SMAD protein signal transduction; BMP signaling pathway. Lineage: Eukaryota; Metazoa; Chordata; Actinopteri; Perciformes; Liparidae. Gene Ontology annotation, cellular component: extracellular region.